Molecule: messenger RNA, 1402 nt
Organism: Porites evermanni
Lineage: Eukaryota; Metazoa; Cnidaria; Anthozoa; Scleractinia; Poritidae
Source: the annotation of a GenBank genome assembly
CAAUUUUCUGCUAAAUAUAUAACAUGAUCACUGAUUCCACACCAAUUUAUUUCUUAUCUCGUCGUAAAAUACAAGCUUAAUCUGGAGAACAAUGAUGAAGAAAUUGGGCCUUCUAUUACUCUUUGGACUCAUAUCUGCCACAUUUGCCAACAAGAUCGCUGAUAAUCGCAACAGAGAAAAGCGAUUUUUAUUUGGAGUAAGUAUCAAACUGCAGUGGAACCCCGUUAACGCGGCCACUGUGGGGCCAUAACAUCCUGUGGUCGCUUGAACGGGGUCUUCAAAAUAAUAAAAUGGCUCAGUGGGUUGAAAGAAUAUGGACGUAAUAACGAGGUAGUCGUGAAAACGGGGUGGUCGUAAGGCGGGGUUCCACUGUAAUAUAAAAUGGUAUUUUUUUGUGAUUACAGUACGCUUAGUAUUUUAUAGUAACAGCAAAAAAAAUUGAACUUUUUGUAAGUUUAGGAUAAGCGAAAAGAACGAAUCCAUUUUAUUUCACUAUAUUACAGCAAUGUCAGGUGGAUUCGGAUUGUGGUGCGGAGCGCUGCUGCAGUGUAUUUGAGACUUGUCAUGACAAGAGAGGCCUGGACCAAUCUUGUAACUUUGUUGUAAGUGAAAAUUAUGUUAUCGGGCAGGAAAUUGAUAAGUAUUUUAAAGAGAAUACCUAUAAUUGGUAUUUUCUAUGAAUGACAGGUGUAUGUUCCAACUUUUGCGUUAUCAAUUAAAUAAAUAAAAUAGAGCAAUGAUGGACGAUUUAGAGAUAGCAAACCCACAAAGUGGUUCUUCGUCUAUACCAUUCCAGACCAAAUUGAAUUUGGAAAUGUUGGUUUUUGAGGAGAGGGAGAAACCGGAGUACCCGAAGAAAAAACGUCUCGGAGCAAAGGAGAGAACCAACAUCAAACUCACGUAAACUGAACCCACAUAUGACGGCGGCAGGCUGGGCUACGUUGUUUCCCACCUUUUUGAUAAAGCGCUAUAAAAUGAAUAUUGAAGGACGUGCUUCAUGGACACCAAGUACACAAUUGGUUUAUUAAACACAAGUGAGGGCAUAGAGGAAUUACAUCUGUUUAUUACUGAUAAGUAAACUUUUGUUUUGGUCAAAGAAGUGAUUUCAGAAGGGAACCAAUGCCCUGGCUCGUCGGUUCCUCUCGCCGUUUUGUCAAUCCGGUUAUCGACGCUGAAAUUUGAGAUUAGUUUGUUGUUGUUAUUAUUUUCGUCCUUGCUCCUUGCUUCUUAUAACAGGGAUUGGUCAUCACUGACUCAUAUAUAUUUUUAUGUCUAGGGUCUUCAUAAAUGCGGCUGCAAAUCCGGUUUGUCAUGUCAGCCUGUCUAUCAGAUAGGAUCCCUUAACGUCUAUCAUCGCUGUCGUCCAAUUCCUACAGAGGAACCAGGCUCUGGAGAUAUAUGA